Messenger RNA from Triplophysa rosa, 5791 nucleotides. RefSeq names its product PITPNM family member 3 (gene pitpnm3). Gene Ontology annotation, molecular function: metal ion binding; phosphatidylcholine binding; phosphatidylinositol binding. Gene Ontology annotation, biological process: phospholipid transport. NCBI's taxonomy places the organism in Eukaryota, Metazoa, Chordata, Actinopteri, Cypriniformes, Nemacheilidae. The coding region runs from base 333 to 3176 and encodes 947 amino acids. Gene Ontology annotation, cellular component: cytoplasm. The record is from RefSeq and is a predicted model, not a curated record. The transcript has 20 exons.
CAACGUUGUGUCACACGGCUCGCGCAGAGCCGCUGGAGGCAGUCGAACCUCGAGCUCAACAGGAGGAGGAGGAGAGAGGACAACAGCAAAGUCUGCACACACACAAACAGUGGUUACUUCAACACAAGGAUCCACCUAAGCGUUCAUGGAUACUCCCACCAUCGCAUGUCAUUUCCGCGGUAACCUUCAACAUGAAACACCCGUAGGCUUUAAACAGCUUCUCCCGCGUCCAGCCUCCCCGCGCGCAGACAAGGACAGAGAGAAGAGACUGCGUGCCUACUGUCCAAACUAACAGCAAACACACACCGGGCGUUGAAAGCGCAUUGGACAACAUGUCUAAAGAAACCAGAGGAAAAGCAGCGACCCUACGCAAGCUCAGCGCUUCUCACUGGCGCAUGCAGAACAUCGCCCAAGAAUCUGUUGACAGCUCUGAUGAUGAGUUUUUUGAUGCCCGAGAGGUGCUGGAGGGUAAGACGGCCAUGCUUUUGGGGAUGAGUCAGUGGAACUCGAAUGAUCUCGUUGAACAGAUAGAAACACUGGGCCACAUCGACCAGACUCAAGAGAGCCUGUACCAUCUCAGACGGCCGAAAUUUGUUCCUCAAACAAGCAUUGAUGGUCUAGAGGAAGCUGAGAAGAAGUGUCAGACUCACGUGCUGGUGUUGGUGGUGCAUGGUGGCAACAUACUGGACCCGGCUGGUGGAGAUCCGAGUGCAAAAGCUGCAGAUGUGAACACCCUGUCGUCAGUGCUGGACAAAGUAUCUCAAGCACAUUACCAAGCCGUUGCUCAGCACGUGGUCAUCAAGUUGGUGGCGUGUCCUGCUGUGUGCGCCGAGGCCUUCUCCCUCGUGUCCAAUCUGAAUCCUUACAGCUAUGAUGAGAGUUGCGUAUCCAGCAGCGUUGACCAUCUCCCAUUGGCCGCCUUACCUCUGCUUGCUAUUGCUGCUCCACACUAUCAAGAUGCCGUGGCAACCGUUAUCGCCCGCACCAACCAGGUGUACCACAGCUUUCUGCAGUCUCCAGAAGGACAAGGGUUCACGGGGCGGGUGUGUCUAUUGGGUGAUUGUGUGGGAGGUGUGUUGUGUUUUGAUGCUCUCUGCUUCAGUAACAGCCCACGGCAUAGCAGCCCAGUCCACAACAGCAGACAUAACAGCAUGGAAAGCUUAAAGGACAACCCUGAGGUCAGUCCGAGACUGAACUCCAGCAAGCGUCUCAGCAGAAGCAACAUAGACCUCUCUGCCCCUAGCGAAUCCCGCAGCAGGAAAGCCCCGCUCAGCCGCAAACAGAGCGACUCGCUCGAUGGAGACAGUCAGCACCACCCGUUCUUCAGCAGUCUGAUACAGGACGGAACUGAUCUGAGACCAGGCAGCAGCACCAGUCUAGUGUUGAAUCCAGGUCGCUUUGACUUUGAGGUGUCAGACUGUUUUCUGCUGGGCUGUCCUCUUGGAUUGGUGCUGGCCAUGAGACGUACCGUACUUCCCGCCGUCCAGGUGUCUCAGCUCCGGCCUGCGUGUUCUCAAAUCUUCAACCUGUUUUACCCGUCUGACCCUUCGGCUUCUAGACUCGAGCCCUUGUUACAUUCCCAGUUCCACAAACUGCCUCCCUUCCCUGUAUCCCGAUACCAGCGCUACCCAUUGGGAGACGGUCGCUCCAACCUUAUUGUCAAUGACAUUCACAGCUACCCCGACGUGUUCUUGCACGGCACUGCGGUUCCGCCAGUCGCCCCUCCUUCCUCCUCUUCUCAGACAGAACAGAGCGCAGGAGGCCGGGUGGGUGGCGAGGUCCGCAGGUCCAGUUUGACCAGCAUGGACAGUCAGUUGUCGGGCUGCUGGGAGAGCAGACUUGGCAGCACCAUCGCCAACAUCACCAGCAGCUGGUGGGGAUCUAAGCGGUUGGAUUAUGCUCUGUACUGUCCAGAUGUCCUGACUACUUUCCCCACAGUGGCUCUUCCUCACCUGUUUCACGCAUCUUACUGGGAGUCCACCGAUGUGGUUGCCUUUCUUCUGCGCCAGGUGAUGCACUGUGACUUUGUGAAAACCCAAGAGAUGUACAACACUGACUCCGCCCCCUUCUCACCUUCGAGUCCGAGAGAGAAGUGGCUACGCAGACGCACACACGUCAAGCUUAGGAAUGUCACAGCCAACCACAGAGUUAAUGAUGUCAUCACGACCGAGGACGGACCCCAGACCCUGGUUGGUCGCUUUAUGUACGGUCCCCUUGAUAUGGUAACUCUAACUGGUGAAAAGGUGGAUGUGUAUGUAAUGACCCAGCCACAGUCAGGUCGCUGGGAACAUUUAGACACUGAGGUCGCCAACAGCAGUGGCAGGGUGACCUACACCAUCCCCAAGACCAAAAAGAUGGUGCUGGGAGUCUAUCCUAUCAAAAUGGUCGUCAAGGGAGACCAGACGAGCGCAGAGGCCUUCCUGACGGUGUUGCCGCGGGGAAUGGAGUGUGUCGUCUUUAGCAUUGACGGUUCGUUUGCCGCUAGAGUCUCCAUCAUGGGCAGCGACCCUAAAGUGCGACCUGGAGCCGUGGAUGUGGUCAGACACUGGCAGGACCUGGGAUACCUGAUCAUUUACAUCACCGGCCGUCCAGACAUGCAGAAGCAGAGGGUGGUCUCCUGGCUUUCUCAACACAACUUCCCACAGGGAAUGAUCUUCUUUUCGGAGGGGCUGGUGCACGACCCACUUCGUCAGAAAGCCAUCUUCCUUAGGAAUCUGGUGCAAGAGUGUCACAUUAAAAUCAACUGCGCCUACGGCUCCAUGAAGGACAUUUCCGUCUACAGCAUGCUGGGCCUCAGCCCCAACCAGAUAUAUAUCGUGGGACGGCCAUCGAAAAAAUACCAGAACCAGUGCCAGUUCCUGAGCGAAGGCUAUGCAGUGCACCUCUCCUCCCUGCAGUUCAGCCACAGAGCCCGACCCAAGAAGAGCUCCUCGGUGCGCAUGGUUCUGCGAAAGGGCUCCUUUGGUCUGUCAGCCAAACCGGACUUCCUGUGCAAGCGAACGCACCUCCGUCGCACCAUGUCUGUCCAGCAGCCUGACCCGCCCAUGACGGCCAACCCUAAACCGGAGCGAGCUCAGAGCCAGCCCGAGUCGGACAAGGAUCUCGGGGGCGGAGGGGGAGUGGGUCAUGGCGUGUGGGCGCGGGGGUCCAUGCACUGUGGCGACACUACUCCCUGACCAUGGAGAAUCAUAGUGGACAGAGACCAGCAUUUCUACAUCCUUUCAGGCCUCUGCUGAUGUUUGACUACAUAAGACAAAACUCAACUGAUGUAAAAUAAACUGCUCAGCAAAGGGCCUGCUCUGCAGGGAUCUGUUAUGGAUCUAACGUUGCGUGAAUCCUGACUCGAUGCACGAGCUCUCUGUUUGAACAGCGGGAACACAAGAGAAUUUGUGAUAUCGUUUCUGAAAUUAUUUUCAUGAGGUGUUUUUCAACCAACUCUGAUGCUCUGGAGAUGUAAACGUUGUAUCUAUGAUGAACUUCUAGUGUCAGUCUCAUUUGGCUACAGCUCAUUCACUGACCCUCUGAUGGAUAUUGGAAAUGUCUGGUUGCGUUUACAUUGCACCAAGCUGAUGUAGUAAGCACUUUUGAGGAAGAGUUUAUUACUAGAUUUGCCAAAGUUUGCAAAAUUAGAGUUUUUCAGAUGCACUUCGUAAACUACAGUAGAAAGUCUUGUAGAAACUUUAUUUCCACAUGCAGAAAUUGUAUAUUAAACUUUGUUUUCCGACUUCCGUCUAUGGAAAACUGUCAGUCAGGUGGUCUUAUCCUAUUUUGGGCCACCAUUUAAGGUGUCUCACAUCCCGUCAAGAGGAAAAGGAUAUCCGAACACGUUUUCUCUGAGCAAUACACGAGCACUAAACAGGACAGAGAGGAACCUGCUGAUGAGACAGGCGCUGAUGCUGACUCCUGCAAUAAUCACUCUGUUGUAAUAUUGCAGGCAUUUGUCUGCUCUCUGGACGGCUGUCAGCAGGCCACUUGUGACCAGACGGACUUGCAAACUGUACAUUAACCUCUUUUGUGCAGUGUGGCGACCUCACGUGAACUUUGUCACCAGUGCUUCUGUUCAGCCACAACAGAACCUGACAGAAACGGCCCUGUCCUGAAACGCCACUGCGGCUCAACUCCGCCCCGGCUCCCGUCACAGUUCACAGGUCUCAAAUACGCUGACUGUAACUUCAGAAUAUUUAUAACCGUCAAUGGUUUUACUUGUGCCUGUCUUUCACUUAUGUUGUAAAUAUAAGUGGCACUAAGAUGAAACGAGUAUGUUUGAUGUAUUUGCUUGUGGCGAUAGCUGACUGCAAAAAAACUGCAACGUUUUUGUCUUGUUUAUUAGUAAAAAAAAUCUAAAAAUCCUUAAAGGGAUAGUGCACCCAAAAAUUAUAAUUCUGUCAUCAUUUACUCACGCUCUUGUCAUUUCAAACCUGUAAUGACUUUCUUUUGAAGAAAGUAAGUCACUUCUAUUGUAUGGACACAAAACCAGCGCAAGGGAAUGGGGGCCAGUUAACAACAUUCUUCAAAGUAUCUUCUUUUGUGUUCUGCAGAAGAAAGAAAGUCGUGCAGGUUUGAAAUGACAUGAGGAUGAGCCAAUGAUGAUCAAAUUUUCAUUUUUGGGUGAACUAUCACUUUAAAACAUGAUUAGUUUAUUUGAGAGGAAAAAAUGCAGUGUAUUCUCUGGAGACAAGUCUCUUAUGAAAUUUACCUCCUCAAGUAAAUGUUUUAAGGAUUUCUUUUCUGGGACAAACUGUAAAAAUAAUGCUUUCUCCCCAUUUCCUCUUUAUAGACCAAAGUAUUGUUUUAAGUUUGUAUUGUAUAGUGAUUGUGCUUGUGCUUGUCAAGUAUGUCGUCUUGUUACAUUAAACAGUUUAGCUGUAUGACGACAGACUCUGAUAUUGUUUACAUGUUACUCUAUCUGACAGAGUGCUCACUAUGGUCUUGUUGAAGUACAUACUAUAUUAGUAUCUUAUACUUUUAAUCUUUGUGUUACAAUAAACACUAUCUGGCACUAUGAUAUACUGGUUGUCUCACAGUGCUGUAUUUAAAUCACAAUGACACUGUCUGUAGUUCUUGUAAUGUCACGUUUUCCUUUUCUAGUUGCUGAUUUUUGGUAUUUUGUAUUGGGCUGUCUAUUGAAAAUUGUCAUUCGACAACAAAAGUAUUUAUGGAAUUGUAUUUUCUUGUAUAUUUAACUGUAAAUGUUUAUAGUACUCUUAAGACUGUGUGAAAGUGGGUAGGCAUGAGUGUCCGUGUGAGUCUGUAUUUAUACGUGUACAUAUAAAUAUGCAUAUUUCAAAAGGGGAGUGUACGUUUGGAGAGUUUUUGUAUUCCUUGUAUAUAUUUGUAAUGCAGAGAUCGUGCUAGUGGCCUUUGGUUUCCCCACAAGGAUCCUCUGAUGUUUAAAGUUCUAAACUGAGCCUGUAAUUUGUGUCACAACCAUGGAGAUUUUAUACAGUAGGCAGACUCUAUUUUUAUUCUUUUGUGUGUGUGAUCAUUUAAACGAUGUGGAGCAGUGUUGAAGUCAUUGCUGAAUUGACAAUACGCAUAUAACCUUACCAAUAUGUAUAUUUAUUUGUCUUAUACAGUAUCUAUACUCUCAGAUGUGAUGAAGUAUUUGUAUUUUCACAAUGUUGUCAAAUGUACGGUAUUCGUAUUGAAACGUUGUGCAAGACACAACUGUGCCAAUGGCAAACAAAACCAUUUGGUCUAUUUUAGUGGCUGUGUUUUGUUGGACCUGUAUACCGAGCUGUCUAAACAAAUAUAUUUCAUUCUCACUUCAAUAAACCAGCUAGUAACUCAA